UUGUUAAAACUCAGCUUAGUGCCAGAAUUCGCAACUGUCGUUAUCGCUUAAAAAAAAAUUGAGUGCAGAAGAGACGAUAUAGUUAAAUAAUUGUUCUGAAGCAGAAAUUAACCUUUCCGAUGAAGCUGGUCCAUCAGGUUGUAUUGCAGACUCUCAAAAUGUCGAGAAUGCGUUUCAAGAACUUAACAAAUGUAAAAUCACAGACGAUUCAAACAACGUAAAGCGAUUGAUGGAAAUUACAAAAAAGAAGCGACGAACUUUCAUUGAAAGUAGUGAAGUCUCUUUGACAAUUAGAGACAUUAUUAACAAAUUUCCUCAAUUGAGUUUAUUUAAAUUGAUUACUUAUGAGUUUCUACUGCUAACAAAGGCUAAUGAAGAACAAUUAUUAGCAAAAUUAAAUAGUAUUGUUGAGAAAUUUGGGACAACAUUUUAUAAUGGAAUCUGACACCGAUGAGAACAGAGCUAAAAUUUUCAAACGACUUCAUGAAGAAUUAACUCUGAAAAAAUUUUUGAAAGCCAGAGAACCUUUAAUAACUAUAACGGAGGCUGAAAAAAGAAGUACAAGUGAACUUCUAUGCGCUGAGAUGUCAUCGCCAAGACUUGUCGUUUAUGUAGAAGACGGCGGAAUUGUUUCUGCUUUCAUAGUUGCGGACAAGGAAGUGAGAAUUAAAAUUUCCAACCCCAAUAUUGAAAAGGCUCUUCUUUCACUUUUUGCGUCAUACUUCGCGUGGAACAUCAAGUAUCCGUCGGCUUAUGUUAAUACAUUAUCUUAUCUAGAUCAGGAGAUUUUAAAUAAUCAAAACCACAAGCAAACAGCAGUUCACAAAUUUACAAGAAAAAUGAAAAGUAGAUUGAAUAUACAUACUUUAAAUUAAGGUUCAGAGAUUUGUUAAUUCAUAAUUAAUUAAAUUUAUUAAACAAAUCAAAGUUCGUAAAAAUAAAAAGAA
Messenger RNA from Leptopilina heterotoma, 947 nucleotides. RefSeq lists its product as uncharacterized. The transcript is spliced from 4 exons. The coding region runs from base 435 to 875 and encodes 146 amino acids. NCBI's taxonomy places the organism in Eukaryota, Metazoa, Arthropoda, Insecta, Hymenoptera, Figitidae. The record is from RefSeq and is a predicted model, not a curated record.